Messenger RNA from Letharia columbiana, 723 nucleotides. RefSeq lists its product as uncharacterized. Bases 1 to 723 code for a protein of 240 amino acids. The transcript has a single exon. NCBI's taxonomy places the organism in Eukaryota, Fungi, Ascomycota, Lecanoromycetes, Lecanorales, Parmeliaceae. The record is from RefSeq and is a predicted model, not a curated record.
AUGGUGACUCCAGUCUACCUCCAAUGCGUCCUCUUCUUGCUCUCUCUCCACUACUGCUUGACCUCGGCCCAAAAUAGCGUUGGAAGCUUCUUCACAGCAAUCUACCUCAAUGGCGCUCCUGUCGCCUCCUACCAAACAUCCUGCUCCAACAUGGGCCAAUCGCAAUACUGCUGCAACUCUGGUCAAUCAUGCGCCUGGGACGAUGCAGGGAAAGUCGCGUGUUGCGCGUCUGGGUACAACUGUCAGGGUAGCGCAUACAGCUCCAAUGCAGGCGCUGCAGGGCAAUAUUAUCCCUCGUCAUCAUCAACAUGGAGUCAAGCGGAGCAAACCACGACCGUCUACGAAAGUGCCAGUCAGAACUGCAAUUGCGAAUCGUCGACCGCGCCGAACGUCGUCCCAAUUGUCCCCGUGACAGAGACGACUGUCGAGUCUUACUACUCUCCAACGACAACGAGCUACUACAGCCCCACCACAUCAGCAUACUCUCCCUACACGACGACUACAACAGCGGCAGCAGGACAAGAGGCGGAGGUGACGAGCUCGGGCAGUUGUUCAACGGGAUACAAAACCAUAGUAGAGGCGAACGUUGGUGCCCCCACACGAACCGUGGGCUGUUAUGUCAUCAUCAACGAGGGCGGGAAGCGGACGAGGGGCCAAGGGGGCGGAGUGGAGGUGUUGCUGGGGGCUAUGAGCUUUUUGGCCGUCGUAACAAGCAUGCUGUAG